AUGUCGCAAAAGAAAGGAGUCUAUGCUACACAGUCGCACGACACAAGCUUUCGCCUUACCUGGAACAAACAUGAAUAUGAACAGCGUGCACGAGCUCGUGCUCGUCGUGAACAACAGCUAGAAGAGGAGGAAGAGCAAAAAAC
Ambispora gerdemannii is the source of this 143-nucleotide messenger RNA. Lineage: Eukaryota; Fungi; Glomeromycota; Glomeromycetes; Archaeosporales; Ambisporaceae. The record is from the annotation of a GenBank genome assembly.